GUCACCCCGGAGGCUGGAUGGGGGGGAGCGGACUCGGCAGCAGGAAUAUUUAAAAACAAAUGAGAUCAUCUUCUAGCACAGAGUUGGGAAAACUACAGGCUAGAUGUGGCCCGUGGGACCAUCCUGCCGCCUCAGCUUGCCAUGCUGCCAGUGCUCUGGGCGGUGGCACUGCGAUCUUCUGCUGGACAGUGCUGCGGUGUGGCUGGCUCCGACCAGGUGGCACGGUUGUCAGUCCUGUUGCUCUGAGUGGCAUGGUCUGGCACUGAAGAAGAUGGCCCUCACUGAGGCCCCAUCAUUACCAGGACAGCCUGGAGUUGGCCAAGGAAAGAAGAUAGGUCAUCGAGGAGUUGAUGCUUCCGGCGAAACUACCUACAAAAAGACCACUUCGACCACUCUGAAGGGGGCCAUACAGCUGGGCAUUGGUUACACGGUGGGGAACCUGAGCUCCAAGCCAGAGAGAGAUGUCCUGAUGCAGGAUUUUUAUGUGGUGGAGAGCAUUUUCUUCCCCAGUGAAGGAAGUAACCUCACUCCAGCUCACCACUACCCUGACUUCAGGUUCAAAACCUAUGCACCCGUGGCUUUUCGGUACUUCCGGGAGCUCUUUGGAAUUCGUCCAGAUGAUUAUUUGUAUUCGUUAUGUAACGAGCCCCUGAUCGAACUGUCGAACCCUGGUGCCAGCGGCUCCCUCUUCUAUGUCACCAGUGAUGACGAGUUCAUUAUAAAAACUGUGAUGCACAAGGAAGCGGAAUUCUUACAGAAACUUCUUCCUGGCUACUACAUGAACCUGAACCAAAACCCACGGACCUUGCUGCCAAAGUUCUAUGGACUGUACUGCGUUCAGUCGGGAGGCAAGAACAUUCGGGUGGUGGUGAUGAACAAUAUCCUGCCCCGGGUGGUGAAAAUGCACCUCAAAUUUGACCUGAAAGGUUCGACCUACAAACGCCGGGCAUCCAAGAAGGAGAAGGAGAAAUCCAGCCCCACUUUCAAGGACCUGGACUUCAUGCAGGACAUGCCAGAAGGCCUAAUGCUGGACACAGACACCUUCAGUGCGCUGGUGAAAACACUGCAGCGAGACUGCUUGGUGUUGGAAAGCUUUAAAAUCAUGGACUACAGCCUGCUGCUCGGGGUGCAUAACAUAGACCAGCAAGAAAGGGAGCGGCAAACAGAGGGAGCCCAGAGCACGUCUGAUGAGAAGCGUCCCGUUGGGCAGAAGGCACUUUACUCCACAGCCAUGGAGUCCAUCCAGGGUGGGGCUGCUCGGGGGGAGUCCAUAGAUACAGAUGACACAAUGGGAGGAAUCCCAGCCGUGAAUGGCAAAGGAGAGCGCCUCCUGCUGCACGUGGGAAUAAUAGAUAUCCUUCAGUCCUACAGGUUCAUCAAGAAGCUAGAACACACUUGGAAGGCCCUUGUCCAUGAUGGGGACACGGUGUCAGUGCACAGACCCAGCUUUUACGCAGAGAGAUUCUUCAAAUUCAUGACCAACACAGUGUUCCGAAAGAAUUCCUCUCUGAAAUCGUCUCCAUCUAAGAAAGGACGUAGUGCCUUGUUAGCUGUCAAGAUGCCUGGCCCAACAGCUGCAUUUUCAGCUAGCCAGAUCCCCUCGGCGAGGGAUGAAGCCCAGUAUGAUCUCCGAGCCGCCAGGAGUUACCCCACGCUGGACGACGAAGCAGGAAGGCCAGACCUGCUACCCUGCACUCCCCCUUCCUUCGAAGAAGCAACCACAGCCUCCAUAGCAACGACGCUCUCUUCAACGUCGCUCUCUGUUCCUGAGCGGUCUCCCUCGGAGACCUCUGAGCAGCCCAGGUACAGGAGGCGCACACACUCCUCAGGGCAGGAUGGCAGGUCUCACGAGGAGGUUCGGGUUGAGGAGGAACUCCAGCAGAUAACUGUAGAGCUGGAAAGCAAAUGUGACGUUGAGAUCGUUGCUCCUGAGGAAGACAACAAAGGGGAGGCAGCUCCUUCAGCCUGUGCCAUUGCAACGGCCACAGCUACAAUCGAAGUGGAAACCGCCAGCCAGGCCUCAGAACCAGCCAGCCAGGCUUCAGAUGAAGAUGAUGUGCCAGUCGCAGACAUAUACUUUUUCACGGAUGGGAGGUACUGGAUUUACUCUCCCCGCCAGCGCAGACUCCGAGCCGCCUCGUUUUCCUCUGGGACUCCUACAGACGAGCGGAGUUGGGUUUACUCCCCCCUCCACUAUAGCACUCAAGUCCACUCUGUCUCCGAUGAGGAGAGCGAUACAUAAUCUCUAUGCAGACACUGAAGACCCAGAGAGCAGCGUUUCCCUCUGCAGGUUGAUGUGUUCCCGUUCGUUGACACAGUCCUUCUGAUGGGAUGGGGAAGAGCUUGCUGCACUGCUGGAUCUGGGCACUGCGUUUCAGGCUGGGGCGCAACACUCUCUAAACGUGUAUUUAUACCUAUCCGAGACACGGACAGCAAAGACACCUCCCACCCAGAGCGGCUGUGUAAAGCGGGCGGUAAAAAGGCCUGGGUAGUGACUGUUCCCAAACAGGCCCCACUGCAGCUACCUACCCGUGUGUGAUACUGUGAACCUUUUUAAUUUUUAAUCAUGUAUUUAUUUCUUUUAUCUUUGCACAGACACUGCACAAAUGUGCUUUUUUUUUUUAAACAUUUAGUUUACUGCACUUUUUUUGGUUAUCAUAUUCUAUUUAUGUGCUUCAUCAAGAGUGUGAAACCUCACAGGAGACGGAGAGCAAAUCUUCACUGGGGGGGCUCUGAGGAGGGCAGAUCCAGUCCUUGCUUCACUGAUGAGGGGGCCAUGUGGUCUGACCCCCAGACAACAGGACUGGGAGUCAGGAGGCCAGACUCUGUGUGACCUUGGGCAAGUCACUUUGCUGCUCUGUGCCUCGGUUUCCACAUGUGUGACUGCGGGUAAUACCCACCUGGACCCUCAGAUGAAAGGUGCUAUGUAAAUGCAAUGUAUUCAAGGCCAGUGAUGAGAGUGGCUCCUGUAUUAAAGCAGUCUGAGUUAGACAUGCCACUUGAUCUGAAUUUAGAAAUUGCCAGUGACUGCUGCAGUGAACUUGUUGAUCUGUAUGGGAGAAGCAAAAACACCCCUGGCUGUAAUGACAUGGCUUCUUGGCCUGGCUUUCGUCUGGGUGUUGGAGGUGGUGGGGGCUCUGCCUUCACCAUGAGCUGUGCUGCUCGGUGGUGGGCUGGAGUUCUGCCCUGAUCUGCUGGCAGACUGCUGCCUCAGCCAUGGGGCGUGGAAGGAGGAGAACUGUGACACCUGCAGCUGGGCAUUGCAGGCUAUUGAAGUCACUUAGAGUCAUGAACAUGCUGCUGCUCUCUGAUGCUUAAGCGUGUGAGCGUGUCAGAGGUUCCUGUGUAUCCCUUCAUAGCUGAAACCGACACGCCACCCUUCCCCCAUAUUGAAGGAAGUCAGAGAAUCCCAGCUGGAAGCGUCUGUAUUGAGCAUGUGACACACAUGCUAUUGACGCGCAGCCAGGGGAGGCCAGCUGUGGGAUGUGGCCCCUGAGUCUCUGAGGCAGAUAGCGCUGCUCUGUGCUUGAGAGGCAUCUGUAGACCAGACAAGAUUUGGCUUCACUUAACCAUGAAAUGAACAAAGCAGUGACCUGGGGUUGACUUCAAGUUCCUCCUUUGUGAGUGUAGGAUACUGCAGCUGUAGGUCCUGACUUCUCUAGUGAGCCCACCUCCUCUCUCAUGAAUUAGAACGUCUUGACCACAGAGAGGGCUUGGGCUAGUCUCUGUCUUCCUUGGACGCUAGUGUAAAGUGAGGGGCAGAGAUCACUUUUUAAUGCUGUUACGUUCUUCAGACCUCUCUUCUCAAGCUGCCCUGUGCAGCAGCAGUGAGAGGAUGGCCCCAGGCUAAGCACUGAAGAACUGGUACCGCAGUCUGGCCUGGCAGCACUCGGGGCAUAUUGGGGAGGCAGGUUGGGUCGGUGGGAGUGUCGAAGCUUUUUUCCCAGGAGCUGCCAAUGUUCUGAGGAUCUUCAGUGGAUGACUUUCUCUUCCUUUUCUAAAUACCCAGCGCCUGCGUUUUCAAUCCCUGCCCUGCGGAGGCUGAAGACUUGCACUCCCAGUGUGUGCCGGGCUUUGUAGGAGCCAUUACACUGUUGGGUCUAGAAUAUCCUUUCUUUGGAACUCAUGUGGGUUUAAAAGAACCCCUCUUCUCUCCUUAAUAGCUGUGAAAACAAAGAUGCUGUCAUUACAUCCAUGAGUCAGGUGGCGAAUCUGCUACAGAACUCUGGCAGGUUCCUAAAAGCUUUCUCAGAAUCCUACAUAGCCCCUUCUCUCAUUACAUACAGGUGGAGGUACCGUCACUUGGGUAUUUGGUGGUAUGUAGUGCUCAGCCCAGGCCCACCUGGCGGUCUUCUCUCCGAAGAGAAGGCUGGGCGAAGGAGCUUGGGAGGUGAACAAUGCAUAGACUCCGCUACUGCUGAGUGCUAAAGGCAGAAGAUUUCAGAACCCAGCUAAAUGUACAGCGCGACUUUUCAGACACACUGAGCAGCUGCCAGUCCAAAUGAAGCCAGUGGGAGCUGCAGAUGCUCAGCCCUGUGACAACCAAGCCCCCGAUUUCAACAUCAGGUAAACUAGGCUUUGGGAGGAGCAAUGAAGAUGAGCUAGGCCCAUCUCUGACCAGUAUUUCAGGGCUCUGAAAGGAAGAUGCUUCCUUCCUGGUAAUCAGAUCCUUAGCCUUAUGCCUUUAAAAGAAGAUGCUGAAGUUUGGCACUUCUGAUUGCCCAAGAAUAAAGAUCAGGAUUUUAUUACUUUCAACCAUUUGGAAGAUCUCUGAUUGGUUUAUCCAGUACACCUACUCCAGUCAGUAUCUCUGCGGCAAAGACAAAGCAUCUUUGGUGAUGAAGUUUGCAGCUGUGGCGUUUCCUUGGUCUGCUCCCACAUUAGAGGCUGAAGCCGAGAGCCCUGUCCUGCGAUGCUGGAAAACUGAACUUGCUUCCUCCAUUCCAGAAGUAUUCCUUGAUGUUCUCGAGCAGCUUCAUCUGUGUAAAUCUCUUGUUUUCAACCCUUUGCAGCAAGCAGGCAUUUUAGGGUCUAUUAUUGACUCUGAACGUCUUCUAAGGAUUCAGCUUCUCUGGACAUGCAAAAGAACAUUGCCAAAAAACCCUUCCCCGGAGCCGCACUGCAGGAAGAGAUGGUCAGAAAUAAACCAUAUUGUUCACUUGCAGUCCCAUUGUGCUCUGUUGUCUUGUCUGUUACAAGUUGCCCUGCAGGAGGCUUAAACUCCCAUUUCUAUAAUGGCAGAGGCACCUGGCUGAAGGAAGGGACCCGUCGGGUGUGUCUACAUUGCAGUUAGACACUGUGGUUGGCUCGUGCCAGGAGCUGUUUCACUGUAGUAUAGAUGUUCUGGCUUGGGUUGCAGUCCAAGCUCUGGGACCAUCCCACCUCACAGGGUCCUAGAGCCUGGGCCUCAGCUGAAGCCUGAACGUCUACACUGC
Gopherus evgoodei (Goodes thornscrub tortoise) is the source of this 5435-nucleotide messenger RNA. RefSeq names its product phosphatidylinositol-4-phosphate 5-kinase type 1 gamma (gene PIP5K1C). Gene Ontology annotation, molecular function: phosphatidylinositol kinase activity. The transcript has 20 exons. Lineage: Eukaryota; Metazoa; Chordata; Testudines; Testudinidae. Gene Ontology annotation, biological process: phosphatidylinositol metabolic process. The record is from RefSeq and is a predicted model, not a curated record. Bases 104 to 2242 code for a protein of 712 amino acids.